This is a messenger RNA of Gossypium raimondii (Peruvian cotton), 1225 nucleotides long. RefSeq lists its product as uncharacterized. The transcript has 3 exons. The coding region runs from base 131 to 679 and encodes 182 amino acids. The record is from RefSeq and is a predicted model, not a curated record. Lineage: Eukaryota; Viridiplantae; Streptophyta; Magnoliopsida; Malvales; Malvaceae.
CCUGUUGGACUUGGGCUUGCUGGGCUGCGUCGCUGGGCUGCUGGGCGGAUUGGGCCUACUGGGCUGCUGCUGACUGCAGUGGGCUGCUGGCUGCUAGACGCUGGGCCUGGCUACUGCUGGAGGGCCUGCUAUGCUGCUGCUGGACUGCCUGAGUUGGGCCUGCUGCUGGACAGGCCUUUUUUCUUCUUUUUCCUUCUCCUCUGCUGCUUGGGCUUGGGUGUGCUGGGCCUGCUGCCUGGCUGCUGGCUGGGUCGGGCACGGGACGAAUCCGGGUCGGACGAAGGUCGGGUCGGGUCGACCCGACUGUUUUAUUAUUUUGUUUAAUUUUUUUCUUUUUAUUUUUCUUUCUUUCUUCUCUUCUUCUUCCUUCCCUCUUUCAGCUCUAGCCUCUUUCACCGCUGCCGAUUGCGCCGAUCUCCUCCGCCCUCGGUGGCUGUGGUGUGGGCGAUGGUGGUGCUGCGGUGGUGGGCACGGUGGCGCUGGUGCGACGGUGGCAGCGGAUAAGGGAGGCCAUGCAUUGGGCCGACGACCGAAAAUCGUGGAGAGCAGGUGCGCAAAUCGAGCAUGUCUGCCAGAGGGACCAAAUUGCAAAUGCAACAAAACUUUUAGGCCAAGUGUAAUUUUGAGAAACUUUAGGGGUCAAAAUAUAAUUUUGAAAAAGGUAAAGGGUCAAAAAUAAUUUUAAAAAAGUUAAGGAAUCAAAAUAUAAAUUUUUUUUUUGUAUUUUUUUAAAAUUAAAGCCGGACAAAAUUUAGUUUUUACAAUCCCAUAUUAAUAUUACUAUUAGGAGUCGUUACAAGUACACAUAUCUAGAAAUAAUUAUAUGAAGAGUCACAGCAGCCCUUAGACAAAGUUUUCAAAAGCACACCACCGACCAUCAUGGAUAUUUUCUUAUUAGCCUAAUCAAUGACCUAAAAAGUCGUUUAAAAAUUGUAAAUUUCCUUUUAAAAAUUGUAAAUUGUAAAUUUUUUAAUUGAGGCCGAACCACUAUAAAAUCUUAUGUUCAUUGUUUUAUUUUCUUUUAUUGAUUCCACCAUUUUUCUUAAAGGCCAAUUCUCCUUCCCUUUUGGAGAUUUUGAGUUGAUCAAUCGAGUUAACAAACACAAAAUCAACUCAAGAUUGAUGACAAAACAAUGAUAAACAAUUGUAUUCAUUUAGUAUUCUUAAUAUGAUGUGAUUUAAAUUUCAUUUUACUCAUAAUCUAAUCUAAUUUUUUAUUUUAGUA